This is a messenger RNA of Drosophila mauritiana, 184 nucleotides long. RefSeq lists its product as uncharacterized. The transcript has 2 exons. Bases 38 to 136 code for a protein of 32 amino acids. NCBI's taxonomy places the organism in Eukaryota, Metazoa, Arthropoda, Insecta, Diptera, Drosophilidae. The record is from RefSeq and is a predicted model, not a curated record.
AAUAUAUUUCUUAAGCAAAUCUAGAGACUAAAUCAACAUGGCUCACAUUGGAACCUUUAUAGCAAUUGCUCUGCUCGCCGCUGCGGCUCCGCCUUCUUGUCCAGGAGGUUGUGCUGGUUGGGUGCAACAUGGUUAAAAUGAUGAUUAAAUAAAGCAUGAUUUCAUUCGAAUACAUGCUGGCAUU